This is a messenger RNA of Caenorhabditis sp. 36 PRJEB53466, 1481 nucleotides long. The record is from the annotation of a GenBank genome assembly. NCBI's taxonomy places the organism in Eukaryota, Metazoa, Nematoda, Chromadorea, Rhabditida, Rhabditidae.
AUGGCAGGUGCGGAGUCCGAUCUGAAAAAUAGGCUGUUGACAGCACUUUGCCAGUUGCAAAUCGGUGUUCGGGUGAGUUGGCAUCUUGAGAAAAAGCCGUCUUUUAGGAUAUUGUCCAUCAGCUCUUUUAAAUCUUUUGAUCAAACUUGUUUUUUUCGAAAAUAGUUUUUGUUUCAGAUCGAAGAUUGUCUGAAGACACUCUGCGCCGAGAAUCUUCCUCUCAAUCUGUGCGACAAGUUCGACGUCCGUCGAAUGACAUCCAACUACUUGAAAGAUCCAACAUUGAAAGGAUUCGCCGAGGAACUUCUCUCAAAAAUGGACGAGCUGGAGGCUAACCGUGAUGAGAUAGAAGAGAAGGAGGAGAAGAUGCAGGCACUCGCGCCGCCGGAGGUGGAGAGUGAGGAGUACUUGCAGAAGACUAUGUGGAUGAAGUUGGCGGAAAAAAACGAGGAGGACGAGCUGAAAGACGCCGAGGAGGAGCGGAAUCUGAAAAAGGAAAGGAAGAAGAAGAGAAAGGAGGAGAAGAGAGCCAAGCGCCAGAAGCAGAAGGAGGAGGAGAUGGAGAGCAUGGAACUGGAGGCAAUGGAGAAUGAGAAGAAGGAUCAAGAGGAGGCAAUGGAGACAAUGGAACAGGAGGAAAUGGAGAAGAAGAAGAAGGAGAAUGGUAUUGUCAUCAUCACUAUUUCUUCCGACGACGAUGAGGAUUGGAACGAUGAAAGUGAAGGAAAGGUAAAACUCUACGAUUUCCGGUACAAUCCGACCCCUGAUGUGUUUUUUCAGACUCCACAGGCACCGAUCGUCACUACUCCGUGCAAGAUUGCUAGUAAACCAGAAGAUGCGCAAGCCAUCAAUAUGGAGCGUCUCGUGGGAAAAGAAGCCGAUAAAGAAGAAGGUAUGCGCUUUAGCCACCGUUCUCAUUAGUGUCAACAUGUUUUUGAGUUGGUUAUUGCAGUUGAUAGUAUUUUUUUAGGUCUCGUCCCGACUCCGCCUCAGCAGGCGACUGAGCCGGUCGCCGAGAAUGUCCCCAAACGGGUUGUGGUCUGGAACGAGGUAGUUUUCAGUAUUCUGAUAACGUUUACUGUCUGUGUUUUAGACCAUGCGCAACUACGAGAAGUGCUACAAAAAAGCCGUUUACCAAGAGUUCCGAAGCCACUUGAAGGAGAAGGGAGUCGAUGAGACCUGGACAGCCUUCUACAAGCGACUCUUCCGUCAGCGAGAAGCUGCUCCCCCGGUUCCUCGUGCGAAAAGAGGAAGACCACGCAAGACCACGGUCUCCGAUCCCAACAAGUUCAAGGAGACGUCAGUCGAGUCGGGUAUCAUCUCUUUUCAAUUAAUCUUCAAUAAAUGUUUAUUUAGCUGCGGCUGCUGCUGCGUCGAGCACUCCCUCCAACUCCUCGAACAUGCCGACCACAUCGGAUGAGGUCAAGGCUCCAAAAGUCCGCAUCGACCCGACCUUCUGGGCCAACCGCAACAAACUUUGA